Molecule: messenger RNA, 551 nt
Organism: Durusdinium trenchii
Lineage: Eukaryota; Dinophyceae; Suessiales; Symbiodiniaceae
Source: the annotation of a GenBank genome assembly
UCGAAAUCAACCAGCUUUUCAGGUGUGAAUUUGUAUAGUCGCAUGAAAGCCGAACGAAGUCAUCACGGUGUUCCAGCCGUUGGAAGAACGGAGACUCGGUCGUUGGUUCUCGCCAUGCCUGCGGUUGGAGUUAACAUGGAGGCUGCCCGACCAUGGUUCAUGGAGCUGAACGAACGUGUGAAGAGGCGGCAACAUGCCGAGGCCGGUUCGGCGGCGCGGCGCGUCCCGCGCGACCGAAAACCCCAGCAGGACGGGCCGGUCCCCGUCCUCGUCCGGGGCCGGAGAUGGAGUCGUUCCCCAGAUCUAGCCCAUCUGGAGCCCUGGCUGAUCUAGGGCGAGGGGACCAAGCCAGCGCUCAGUCUGGGCGCAACUACUGUGUGAUGACAGAACGGGGCAAAGAGACCUGGGAGGCGUUCCAGGCGACGGUCGGGCCAGCGCAGAAGUGGGAUUCCCGCUUGGUGCUGGGUCCCGAGCCCCAAGUGGCGGCGGAGGCGAUCCGCCGAGCCUUGGGCUUGGCCGUUUGAGGUGGAACAAAAAGGGGUCGUUUGGGC